Corticium candelabrum is the source of this 7703-nucleotide messenger RNA. Its product is annotated as polycystin-1-like. Gene Ontology annotation, biological process: calcium ion transport; kidney development. The coding region runs from base 105 to 7574 and encodes 2489 amino acids. The transcript is spliced from 25 exons. The record is from RefSeq and is a predicted model, not a curated record. Lineage: Eukaryota; Metazoa; Porifera; Homoscleromorpha; Homosclerophorida; Plakinidae. Gene Ontology annotation, cellular component: plasma membrane. Gene Ontology annotation, molecular function: monoatomic cation channel activity; protein binding.
CUGAAUCUUAUCCUAACGGCACUUCUGUAUUUACAGUUGGAGCUACUAUUCAAAGCAACAAUUCUCAUUCAUUUUUGCUGCUGGAAUCCGAAAGACCCGUGAAAAUGGAAUUUUCUGUUUGCAGCAUUGUGAAGGAUUUCAAGCGCUGCACUGGAGUAGCAGUUAUCUUUGAGAAUCCCGUAAUGCAACAAAAUGUCUCCCUCCAACUAGUUCCUGUCAAUAAUUCACUCUUUGUGAAACGUGGCUCUGUGCUCUUUAUGGCUGUUAAUCUUCUUUACGGAGUGGUAGUUGAUGUCGGCCAAGGAUGCCCAGCCUGUAUUGCCUUAAAGUGGGACCAUCCAGAAUCUGUCAUCUCAUUCCAAUUUCCAGUAUGUCGAUUACACAACAGAAGUGGUAUGUGUACUGGCAACACUGUCACAAGUGACUCUUUCAGACUGACAGAAUCCGGAAGGUUCAUGUUGAAUGUAACCGUUCACAACGAGAUCAGUUCAGUGCCCAUACAAGCAAUACUGCAAGCGGAGAGGGUUGUCAAAACUCUACUGUUAAGACGUUAUCCCGACAGAUUAGCAUAUGAGGUCAAUGACAAUAUUGAUGUCACAGGAGACUUUGGAUUUGCUAGUGAUGUCACGUUUCAGUGGUCAGUGAGUGAUGCUGACGCUCUGCAACUUAUCAGUCAGGUUUUGGAAAAUACCACCAGUCAUGCAAAAUAUAGGAUUAGCCGUGAGGGCAGAUACACUGUUCAAGGCAUUGCUUCAAACACUAUCAGUCGUCAAACUGCUAAAAUAACACUUCUAGUGCAGACAGUUUUGUCUCGACUUGAGAUAGUCACCGAUGGCAAUGUUGUGAAUGAUAGAGAACUGGUUGUCACUACUGAAAAAUUUUACAAGUUUGAAGCAGUUGCAUAUGGAUCAGCUAAUCAGUACUUCUGGACUGUACAAGAUGCUCAAAGUUUUCUAAAAGAACCUAGUUUGUGUCUUGGUCUUAACCAGUCUAGUGCACUUGCUGUUGGACGCCAGUGGCUUGUGACAUUUCCAUCACCCGGUUUGUAUGUUGUUUUUGUGUGUGCCACAAAUUUCCUCAUGAAACAUCCAAUCUCUGCCAAUGUUACAAUGAAUGUUUUGGCGCCCAUCAAAGAAGCAAAAAUGAUUGUCUUUCCUUCGUCGACUAUUCUUCAAAACACUACUGCUAUGUUUGUCAUACAGCUUGCACGUGGAACAUUGGUCACGUACAAGUGGACUGUAAACGAUCCUCUGGGAUUUAUUGUGACAAGUAUGGAGUCGACCAGCCCUUCAUUUAACUUCCAUUUUCGAAUCGUUGGUGACUACACUGUGACUUCUAAAGCAUCUAAUGACGUGAGCAGUGGCGACCUCCUGCAAACUGUUGUUCACGUGCAGCCACUUUUGUGUCUACCACCGCUUCUGACACCAGUUACUCUACCAUUAGUCCAAGAACAUUUGCGGUCGAGGUCAUUCCAACUUGAAGUCUCUGCGACUCCCAACUGCACAUUGUACAGAAUUCGCUACAAGUGGACUGUCUACCCCAAAACUGUUGGAGCCGACUGCUCAGUGAAGGCAUUUGCUGAGAUGUCGUUGAGAGGCAUCGCCACUGUCAAUCCCAUCAUUGCCGUUCCAGCACGUUAUUUUCAAUUGGGAACAUACUGUUUUCGAUUUGAAGCUUCUCUCGGAACUUCUUCAAGUACAGAGACUUUCGUUGUGUUAAUCAAAGAGUCUCCUUUGGUGGCUACUAUCAUUGGUGGCGACACACGACUUAUUGGUGCUUUGCAGGGGAUGAGAUUGGAUGGGACCGGUUCGUAUGAUCCUGAUGACAUCUUGGCGACCCAUGGCACACUGUCUUACUUCUGGUUUUGUUGGUCGACUGUGAGCUUGGGUGGGAUUGAAGCAUGUGAAGCGAUUGACGAUCUUGCUGCUUUUGAAAUCGAUAGCAACUGUUCUGUGGGAGGAGACGAGUCAAUGCCUUCGGUAGGACUAAGUGCAAACACUCUACAAGCUGGUAGAACGUACUUGUUUGAGUUACAAGUCUUGAAAGGGACUAGAAAUUCGUCGGCGCAGCAGCAGGUAUGUGUUACAGCUGGUGACCCCCCUGUAGCGCCCAUCAUCAAAUGCUUGUCUUGUGCUCGUCACGGAACGGAUGACUUUAUUCCCAGUCGACGGACGGAACUUGUUGCAGAAUGCAUAGACGAAAGCGGUUGCAGUCGUCAGACCUUCCGAUGGAAAGCAUACAACGUGACGGACGAGUCCAACCCUAUGGAAAUGAUCGUCGACAGUCGAGCGUCUUCUACUGGUACCAGUCGUCGCAAUCUAGUCGUAAACUCCAAUACACUUGACAGCAGUACGGUAUUUCGCUUUGAAUUGGUCGUAACCGAGCGAAAUCGUGACGGUGUUGGCUUCGCUAGCCUCACUCUUCGCCCCAACACUCCACCCAGGGGUGGAACGUGCGAGGUUGUCCCUCGUCGAGGGAUCACUCUGUUGACACAGUUUACGUUUUUGUGUCACGGUUGGAGAGACAACGACUCGCCUCUAGAGUAUCGAUUUGCUACUGGAUCGAAGCGCUCGCUUCGUUAUCAGAGAUCGAUAAUCUACAAAGGAUUUCGGAGUCAGUAUGUUGCUGAUUCGUUACCUCUUGGAGAUAUGGAGAGCAAUUACACGAUCUACGUUUUUAUCACCGUGCUAGAUCGAUUUGGUAGCGAAACGGAGGUCGAAAUGGAUGGGGAGGUGGUGGUCGAGCCUCUACCAGACGCAAGCAAUGCAGAUGUCGUGGAAAAGACGGCUCUGGCGCUGCUGGAGAAAGUUGAAAACAAUUUUGGUGAUGAUCCUCAGAGACUAACGGAAACAUGCGGAUCCAUAAUGGAGACGGUCAAUUUGGCAGCAGAUGCGGAGAUCGCACGAGGUGAGGUGAUCGCAGAGCACCGAUCUAAGAGAGCGGGUCUACGUCAGACAUGCGUCGACAAGCUAGAAACUCAAACAGUCGAGUCGGCGGACGAUGCCGUGCGUAUUGGUCCAAUACUGGUGAAAGCAACGAGUAAACCGGAAGAGUUUGUUAACAGAACGGCACAGAAGUCGGUCCUUAGCACUGUGAAGAAAAUCAUUGAAGCUGUCGAUGGGAACGGUGAUAGGAAAGAAACGGAAGAGAGUGUUGUUCAGGUGCUAGAGGUAUUCUCGAAUCUGAUCGUAGCAGGUCUACAGGACACUAGAACAGAAGGAGAGAGUUCUUACGUGAUAGUCGAGGAGACAGACUCCGUGGAGGUCGAGGAACUUUCCAAGAAUAUUGUCGAUCAAGUCGAAAAUAUUGGAAAAAUUGUUGCCGACAAUCAGGUGCUCGGGGAGGGACCGUCCGUAGUCGAGACUUCGCAGGUGACCGUUAUUGGAUCAAAAACAAGUCUCAGUGAUGUAGGUGGCGAGUCGAGCUCGCUUAUACAUGAUGACAUCGGGUUUACUCUUGGCGCCGGGUUUGCUGCCGAGCUAAGCAAUGAGACGAAUUCAUCAGAGAUUUUGCAGACUGUAUAUAGUUUCAAGAGCAAUCCUUAUUAUUACAGCAAGACGUCCGAGAGAGUUAAUUCGAAGGUGGUCGGUUUGGCGUUUAAGACGACUAGUAAUGAAGAGAUCGGAGUUGUCAACCUACCGGACAACAGUCAAGUCGUCGUCUCACUACCUCGAUCGGUCAAUACAGACUUGAAUGCGACCGAGGUUACGGCUACAUCGAGGAAUUAUACGUUUCUCCAGCUUAAUCUGUCAACUUUGUUGACAGACGAGGCAAUCAGCAUUGAAAUAGUCAUCGUAGACUCCUAUCAUGUUAAUAGUGACGACGGUGAGACGUCCACAUCAGACUCAGAAGCAUUAGACGUCUUUUUUCUUCAACACGAGGGACCAACAGAUUCGGAGGUGACCUCAUCAUCUCACCUGUUUGCUUUGAAUAUGGAGAUGUUCACUAAGUCGACUAACGUCAGUCAUCAGAACUACACUAUAUUUUUACUAGCCAGCUCGAUCAACGUGAGCACUAACCAGUUUGUUGCGAUGAAAAGUUUGCAUUCCGGUAUUGGCUUUAAUGUCUCUGUUCGUGUCUACUUUUCGGGUUGUUUCUUUUGGGAUGAGAAAAAUCAAUCGUACUCAUCCUACGGCUGUCGACCAAUCGAUAUCACGACGUAUGCUACUGCAAUCUGUCGAUGCAAUCAUCUGACGUCGUUUGCGGGUGGUCUGUUUCCCGCUCCCAAUCCAAUAGACUUCUCUUUGUUGGUUUCACUCGAUAUUGCUUCCAAUCCGAUCGCCAUGGUGACGCUAAUCGUCGUGUAUGCCGUAUUUGUCGUUGCUCUGGUGUACGCCCGUAGAGCUGACCUGCGAGACGACCGCUACGUGAGAGAGGUGCCAUUUUGUGGUCCCGACGGUCACUUUAAAUACGAGAUUUCUAUUCAGACCGGAUUCUGGUUUGGCUCAGGAACGUCCGCUAACGUGGGCAUCGUCCUUGCUGCUGGUAACUCGCUGUCUGGCAAGAGACAUUUGUGCAGACGUGGUGCGUUUCGCCGCAAUUCUGUCGACGUGUUUCAAGUCGCCUUUGACCAACAACUUGGUUCAAUCGAGAGGAUUCGUAUUUGGCACGACAACUCUGGGAAUUCUCCUUCGUGGAAUUUGAUCCGCAUCCAAGUAAAAGACAUGCAAUCAGGAGAGGUUUUUCAUUUUGUAGUUAAUGAUUGGUUGUCUGUUGAUUCGGACACUGGGAGGUUGGAUGUGGAGGUACUAGUGGCGGAGGAAAAAGAUCUAAAACGUUUUACAAACGUUUUCUUUGAACAAACAACUCGUGGCUUUUCGGAAAAGCAUCUUUGGUUGUCUGUUGCAGAAAGACCGGCUCGUAACAGAUUUACUCGCGUUCAGCGAGUCACCUGUUGCCUCAGCCUCUUUAUCAGCUUCGCAACGGCAAGCGCAAUGUGGUACGGAGUAGCCCCCGAGGAACACACUGGUUUCGACUUGGGAUUUACGACGCUGUCUUACCAGCAAAUUGGAAUCAGUCUGAUGGCGACGGCCAUGACAUUUCCUCUAAAUUUAAUCUGGAUCACCAUGUUUCGCAAAGCUCGCUUGAAAACCCCGUCAAAAGUAACUCCAGAAGCGCCUUCAAAUGAGAAAAACAUAAGGGUUCGUAGCGAUCAAGUCUCUACUGAAACGAGCGGUCAGGCGAGUGAUGAUCCCAUUCUGUUGUCUUACAAACAGGACACGUCUGACACUUCCAUAACUGACAACGACACGCUAUUUCGUCGAACGUCGUCGGUUGUUACUCCUCCGUCUCUCAAAGGGCUCGUCAUCGGGGAGAGAAUGACGAUGUCGUUGAACUUUUUAAAAGAAGUAGAUGCCGAGUCCGAACCGGCAGACAAAGAUGCGUCGUCUCCGCUGGAAAAGACGGCGAUUCGUCGUCGUUUCCGAUUGCCUCAUUGGGUCGUUUAUGUUGCGUAUUUGGGCUGCUUUGCUACUUGCGCAACGGGAUCGGCCGUCAUCAUGAUAUACGGGCAACAAUUCGAACGGACGAAGGCACUGCAGUGGGUAGCAACCAUGUUUCUAUCCUUCUUUGAAUCGAUCAUAUUGUUUGAACCCUUCAAGGUUCUUGUUAUCGCUACGUUUCUGGCCUUGAUUAUCAAACCAAAAAGUGCGACAGAAGACGACGUAUCCGUUGAAGUAAAGCAGACCGAAACGAUCGAGGAGAUUGGCGACGUCAAAAUGUUUACUGAUGAUGAUCGAAAUGCAGCUCGAAUUCAACGUCAGAAGCAGAAACACAUGACGGAUGCGAUCUGGGAGAUCAUUAUCUAUUUUGUCUUUCUCGGUCUGGUGACUACUGUUGCGUACUCCGAUCGUGACGAGCGCGCUUAUCGUAUGACCGACAUGUCGGAGAGACUGUUUGACGUGGAGGAUUCGUUCAGUGACAUUAACACCGCCGAUGAUUUCUUCCAAUGGGCCAAUUCGACGCUCGUAGACGGUCUGUAUUGGAAUCGAUGGUAUAACGGUGAUCCAGUUGUUCACACGGGAUUCGUUAAGAAUGGCAUUGGGAAGCUACUCGGAGGGGCAAGAUUGAGACAAAUUCGAGUAAAGAAUGAUUCUUGUGACGUGGCCGACGCCUUUGAGGACGAAAUUGGGCAUUGCUACUCACAGAGAAAAGCCGGAAACGAGCAUAGUAGUUACGGUGUGGGAUGGACCGAUAGUGGAAACGAAAGCGAGCGGUCGUGGCGAUGGAGCAGUAGCUCGGAUCUAGACGGUGUUCCUUACUGGGGUAAAGUAGACAUCUACUCUGGCAGUGGUUACGUACAAGACCUCGGACAGACUGAAACUCAAGCCAGAAGAGUUUUGGCAUCAUUGAUUGCUAACCGAUGGAUCGACCGCCAGACGAGAGCCGUGUUUGUUGAAUGCACGUUGUAUAACGCCAACGUAAACUUGUUCCAGUCCAUUACAUUCUUGGUCGAGUUUACUGCCGCAGGUGGUGCAGUUUCGUCUCAUCAGGUUUUUUCCGUCAGACUCAUUCGAUACGUAACCGUACUCGAUUCCGUCAAGAUGGCGUGCGAGAUUGUGUUUGGCUUUUUUAUUCUCUUCUAUACGUAUCAGUUUUUCAAGGAGGCGCGGCGCGCUAGGAUGCGAGCGUUUGUCAAAAUGUUUUGGACUUGGAUCGAUGUCUGCUUUCUGCUGCUGUCCUACGUGGCAGUCGGUUAUGCCAUUUAUCGCGUCGUUGCUAUCGACAGGCUCUUGAGGCGAUUCGGCAGAACACCUCGCAUGUUUACAAAUUUCUACCCGACCGUACUCGUCAACGUUGCAAUGCAGUACGUUCUUGCUUUUUUGGUAUUUCUGGCUACCGUAAAGGCGCUUAAACUUUUCCGCUUCAAUCGGACGACGGCUAUGCUAGGGCUAGUACUAAAGGCAGCCGCUUGGGAACUUGUUUCGAUCAAUGUAUUCUUGAUCGUUUUGUUAUGGACGUUUGCUCAAUUUGGAUAUUUGGUUUUGCAAGAGAACGCCGAGUUUCGUUCUCCGGGAGCUGCAAUGAUCACCUUGAUAAGCGCCAUGCUUGGAGAAUUCGACUACUACGGAUGGGUCGACGUGAAUCGUAUUCUUGCGCCGGUCAUGUUUUUCUGUUUCAACCUCGCCGUUUUCUUCAUCUUGUUGGGCGUCUUUGUCGCCAUUCUAAAUCUAUCUGCUCGUUCGGUGCGGUUGUCGAUUCAACAGCAGAGUAACGAUUUCGAACUGAUGGAGUAUAUGCUAAGACGCUUACGUUUGUGGCUUGGCUUCGAAACAAAGGCAACGGCUAGGGACAAAGAAGACGUACCCGAUGGUAAUGAGAUUUCUCGUAGUCGCACGGUUGUCCAAGUCGUGGAUUUUGAGCCAAAACGAGAGUAUGACCGACAGGUUAGACAACCAGAUACCGAAGAUGGGAUACAAAGUGGCGACAUGAUCACGAGUGAUGAUAAUGAUGAUGCGUAUGUGCUUAGCGUACGUAUAGACACUUUAUCAUCAAAGAUGGACGCAGUCCUUCUCCUUGUGGAUGAACUUCCAUCAAAACUGACCGUCGACGAGGUCUCGGCCAUCGGUCACUGAAUGCAAGGUCAAACUACUGUACGUAGUAUACUUCUAUAUUGUUUACGUUAUAUCCAGGAUUUAUAACGACAUAAAUAAAGCUGCUUGCAAACGCGCUCUGUAUUUGUUAUAUAAUAAUAGUACAUUGUA